UCUUACCCCGCGCCUUUGUGAGUUCCCGCCAAUAGUUUCUCCCAGGUCCUACACUUCGUGCGGAACGAGCCAUGACCAUCGGCGUGGGAUGUCAGUGCGGAUCAAUGACCGACAGAUCGAGAGGGCACAGUGCGUGCCAGGAUUCACGUCAGUGCGUGGAUCGUUCGUGUCGCAUUGUAAAAGCUUCCACGCACUACAUGCUGUUGCAAUGGUAGGAAAUUUUUGACUUGAUCUGGUUUCGGCAAUCGUUUAGGAGUUCGUCGCUAGGGUUUAAGCGCUUUGUCGCAGAGUGAGCUGCUCGGGCGAUCGCGAUGAGUUGUUGAAAUCUCCCCGACGGGUUAGAAGUGAUAAAAGUACUCUCGGUUUGAAAGAAAGGUCUCCAUUCUUUUACGCUGGAGGCUGGCGGCCGUGUUUGAAUCAUUGCAUGCCGUGACUACAUGUGAGUUUGCUCCUCGAAUAUGCUGUGUCUUUCGAGAAUGUUGUGAGGGGAAAGAGACGUCUCAUCCUCAUUUGCGCCUCUGAUGGAAUCGUUGGUCACUUCAAGUAUCUAUCACGUGCUUUAUCGUUACAGUUCUCACUGACAAUUCAGAAUUCACAUCAUCAUGCGUUGGUUUUUUCUGCGGCCCUAAAUUAUUUACCCAAGGAUUAUUCAAUUGAUCGAUGGAUUACAGUGUACAAAGUCAUUCUGGAGCAUACACCCUUUUGAAUAAUUCAUACAGACGAAACGUCCAUUAUUCCAUGAGGUUGCCAGGGAGACGAAUUGCAACAUGUCAUCACUUGGUUUUGGCCAAUCUAUACACAUUUCUGUUGUCUCUAUAGAUUCCAGGGUGUGUUGGUAGCGUUCUUUCAUCAGUUCUUUACGGAAUCCUGUUACAAUCAGAUUAUGGGUAAAAACUCUUGAGGAUGCGAGUUUAUGCGUAUGUGCUUCUACCACAUAAGGAAUGUGUGCAGCAUUGUUUCUGAAAAUGCAUGGACUUUUUUGUUUAUUUCAAGAGGAGAUGGAUGAAGCUGCAUCGGAUACUGCUGCAGUUGCAAGUAGUUCUUGGAUAAUAUUGAACUUGAUCAUCAUAGAUAGAACUUGCGAACAAGACCAUUCAAACAAUUUGUUCUUCUAUCCGGAAUAUUUGUUGAGUGAAGCUCUCGCUGAUGUGUUCCACGACUUAUUUGUCACAGAGCAUAAGUGGCAUAACCCUGCAGAAACUUUGGAGGAAUUCGUUUCUAGCACUCACAUUGUCUCCCUGAGACCUACAUCUGCAAGUUGUAUUGUUCAAAUCCAAUUCAUUCAAUAUUUGAUUUCCCAUAGCAGUGAAUUCGUUACAGUUAAUUUAUGGCAACAGAAUCAAGAGAGACUAGCAUCAACAACUUCUUCGACCAUGUUGGUGGUGUGCACUUGAACACUUCUACAGGUGGUGCAGUUAUUCCCCAAACAGCCGCAACCUGCAUCAUAACUGCUGAACCUGGACAAGUGAGAAGAUUCUGAAGUCUGUGGAAGAAUAAGUUAUGUGAACAUCACAUACUUCUUAGUGGUACCUGACCUAGGGUGUGGGAGCUCUAUCUUCAUGAUUCAUUUCCGCUCACUUUCAUAACGUAUCCCUGAGUGUCGUGACCCUUUUCAAAUUCUGACUUAGAUGACGAAGGUUGCUCAUGAUGCAAUUGAACAGAAAAACACACAUAUGAGAGAUAAUCUUUUUCAAAGCUUGAAACGCGACUCUCCUCUGAAUUUUCCCCGAGCUUCAUGACGUCCUUAAGCUUUUCCUGUUUCACUCCCAUCCCUCUGUGUGGGCGUCCUUCACGCUGUCUAGCGGACUCCCAAUUCGCAUCCUUCACACCUUUCCACUCUCGAAGUACACCCCAUAUAAAUCAUCACACUAUGCAUACUCUCUUUCGCAUAUUCGCUCUCUACAGUGUUUGAGUCCAUGGGUUGAGGUUUGUUCCGAAUGCAAACCUCUUGGACCAUUGCAUUCUGUUUCGCAGGUUACACUCGAGCCAUGCACACUUGAACUUCGAUGAUCGUUAUUCUAGCCCUUCGAUACAAGGUGAAGAAUUUACGUGUUUUGAAUAUCCUUGAUGGAUACGAACCAUUGCACUAUUCCUCUGUAAGAUUAUCGACCAUGAUCUGUGAUAUGAAUCAAAACGUCUCAAUCUGUUACCCCCUGAAUUUGAAGAUUGCCUACAAACUUGCGCUUCCUUGCAGACUCUUCCCGUGGCCGUGCUCGGAAUCGCACAACUAAAAGCAGGGAAUGCCAAGCUUACAGAGCAUUAGCCCUAAUUGUGCAAGUUCAGAUACAUUCCCUGGUCGCUACCCCUCUGCUACUGAUGAUUCAUUACUCCCAGACUGCUGGGUUAGUCAAUACGUGCAUGGAGAGACUAUAGAUACAAGUGAAAGAGGGCGAUGUAAUUGAAGUCAGCGUGCACGGGUCCAACUCUUCGCAGAAGUGUGGAGUUCAGAGAUCCAUGCGCAACAAUUAAAUGCUUGAGGUCCUCGAGAUUGGAUGAAUGUGUUUGCCUGAAGGGAACAGGAUUAGGGUUUUGAGUCAAUGUCGGUAGCUGCUACUCCGCACUUCGGAGCGAACGUAGUGAAGUCUGUUGGUCACGGUUAUUCAUGGCCAUGCUGUGCGUGAGUUUUGUGAUCUGGGUCAUGUUGUCUGAGAGGUUUUUUGGUCGAGGCUCGUGAUGUCUAUACAUGAGAUGUACUUAUGGCUGUUGCGAUGCUGGGCGAAUCCAGCCGGCACCUGCGGAGCUUAAGGCAUUUCUCUUAUGCUGGGUCUAGAAAUUUUGCCGCAUUGGGCCUGGGAGAGUUGCAGGUUGGAGCCGAGAAAGUGAUAAUCCUUGAGAAAGUGCCGCUUUCGAACUUGCCCUGGCCGAAGAAGAGAGGCCAGAUAGUGAAGGCUGAAAGGCUGUGGCGGAAGUUCUUUUCUGAUCCGUCGCAAUGGGCGGAUGUUAGAGCACAAAAGGUCAAAUCAAAGCAGCCAGAUUGGAUACAUAUGAAAACAAAAGAACGCCUCUGGAUGAAGAGUGCGUCCAAUCCAGCUUGGGUGCGGAAGAAGUUAGCAGCAAUAUCUCCAGGCCGUGCAUCACCAGAUGGAAUCAUAAAUGUAGAGAAUGACGAAGUCGUUGCCGGGGAUCAUGUCUUACAGGAGUCGGAAACAAUUAAAACAAUGGAGAUGCAGACCAGGGCUCCACAUGCAGAGCGCUUUGAUGAUGUCUCAACAGGAACUUCUUAUCCUAUGAAAAAGCCGAGAAUACGUACCGUUGUUAGGGGCGAUGACAGUAUCAGGGAGCUUUGCUUAAAUGGUCGACCUAAGCAUGCUCUUCAUGUUUUAGACAAACGAGGAGUCGACCCUGGUUCUUAUGCUUAUGUUUGCCUGCUGAGGAGGUGUACCAACAUUAAAGACCUCGCUGAAGGGAAGUACGUGCAUGCACACAUGGAAAACAGUGGGUUUGUCCCCAGCACCUUUGUACUUAAUGCACUGUUGAACAUGUAUAUGAAGUGCGGUAGUAUUACGGAUGCUCGUCAGGUGUUUGACAACAUGCGAGAACGAGAUAUGUUCACUUGGACCAUGAUGUUGACGGGGUAUGCGAGGUUAGGCCAUCUUGAGGAAGCAUACAGAGUUUACGAGCAGAUGCUUGAGGAGCGUUUGCCACUUGACGGGGUAACAUUCACGACUAUUCUCUCCGUUUGUGCAAGCUUGAGGUCGCUGGAGAAAGGCAAGAAGGUACACUGUGAUAUGAUUAAAGCGGGAAUACACUCAGAUAGAAUACUAGGGAACACCCUGAUCGACAUGUAUGCAAAAUGUGGCAAUAUAAGGCAGGGACACACGAUGUUUACAGAAAUGAAGGACCGUGAUGUCGUGACUUGGAAUAUAAUUAUUGCUGGAGCAGCCCGAAACGGCUACUUCGACGAGGCUUUUGAGCUGUUUGAAGCAAUGCGAGAAGCAGGCUUGAAGCCAGACAAGGUGACUUAUGUGUGUGUUCUUAAUGUGUGUUCAUCACUCGAGCAGGGAAGGAUUCUACAUUCGUACAUCAUUGAAGCAGGUCUCGAGCUUGACUUAUGGGUGGGGACUGCUCUGCUUAACAUGUACUCAAAUUGUCGGAGCCUAGAGGAUGCACUCCAAAUCUUUGAGAAGCUCCCUGAGCGGAAUUUAGUAACCUGGACUUCAGUGAUCGCAGCGUAUGCUCAAGCUGGUAUACCUGAGAAGGCUUGGAUCUUUUAUGAGAAGAUGCUCAAAGAAGGCAUAGUGGCUGACAAGUUUGCAUAUACAACUGUUUUACAUGUCUGUGCUACUAUGGGAGACUUGGAGAAGGGAAAGCAAGUACAUGACCACAUGGUCAAAAGUGGCAUUGCAACAGAUCAGAUUUUGGAUAGUACCCUAAUUGAUAUGUAUGCCAAGUGUGGGAGAACGGACAUUGCGCACCAACUACUUGAAAUUAUGGAUGAGCGAGAUGUGGUCUCGUAUACUGCACUUAUAGUUGGGCAUGUUCGGCAGGGUCGGUUUCAGGAGGCUCUUCAAACUUUUAGUAGCAUGCAACGAGAUGGUGUGCUGCCAAACACGGUGACUUUCGUUGGUGUCCUCAAAGCAUGCACCGGUUUAGGAUCUCUUGUAGAAGGCAGACGAAUUCAUGCCAGCAUUAUUAAAGCUGGAUUGGCUCAAGAUUCCAGCCUCAAAUACGCUCUCGCUGAUAUGUAUGCGAAGUGUUCUAGCUGGACCGAUGCUCAAGAAGUGGGUGCUUAUGCAUGAUGUGAUUUCUGGAAACCUCGAAGCGCUAUGUUCUCCAGUUUGGACUGGUUUCUUUUGGAAAGGGUUAUGUGCUCAAGAUGCAUUCCAUAGUCGGCAUUUGUUUCUCUCUCGGUUCGACUCAGUGACAUGCAACCUGGAUGAUCUCUGAUUAUUGAAUUGAGUGGGAUUGAAUCGUUGACGCGAGGACAGAGCGAAGCAUCUUCGAGUUGGUUUGGAGGUCGAUGCAAAAGCCAAAAACAAUAUAUAUAUAUAUAUAUAUAUAUAUAUAUAUAUAUACUGUUGACUGUUUGAAGCUGCAGCUUUUAUUCACAAUUGUGACCUAUGGCGGCUAUAAAAUUUCAACUCAAGUUGAAUCAGUGAUCAGUUCUUAAGCUUGCUAAUCUGUGUAUUAGCUGCGUUUUAAUACGGGCAAUUGUUGCAGUCAAUGCAGGCUAGCAAACAUGCAUAUCUCUUGCCAAACACAUUGCAAGCAGCCCCAAGCUUACAAUGUUAUCGACUGCUGUUUAAUUGCUUUUGAAGCUGAAAAUACUCUUGCACCAAGAUACAUUUUAUCUAGAUAGGAGCAAGUGUCAUUGCGUUUCUAAUUUGAUUAGUCAAGAAUGAAGGUGAUUUGUAGACUAUCCCAUUUCAGUUGUUUCCUUCGCCUGUAGCUGUAGUUCAAUUUUGUAGAGAAGUGGAAUUUUUUAAAGAAGAUUCACUCAAAUGCCUUCACAUUAAUAUGACAAGGAUUCAAUUUGUAGUUUCCUCUAAAAGUUGCA
This is a messenger RNA of Physcomitrium patens, 5497 nucleotides long. RefSeq names its product pentatricopeptide repeat-containing protein At1g11290, chloroplastic. The record is from RefSeq and is a predicted model, not a curated record. Gene Ontology annotation, cellular component: intracellular membrane-bounded organelle. Gene Ontology annotation, molecular function: RNA binding; protein binding. NCBI's taxonomy places the organism in Eukaryota, Viridiplantae, Streptophyta, Bryopsida, Funariales, Funariaceae. Gene Ontology annotation, biological process: RNA modification.